Molecule: messenger RNA, 3264 nt
Organism: Alternaria atra
Lineage: Eukaryota; Fungi; Ascomycota; Dothideomycetes; Pleosporales; Pleosporaceae
Exons: 9
Coding region: 1-3264 (1087 amino acids)
Biological process (GO): carbohydrate metabolic process
Molecular function (GO): phosphotransferase activity, alcohol group as acceptor; kinase activity
Source: RefSeq, a predicted model, not a curated record
AUGCUCGAAAAUCGUACCCCGACGAGCCAGAUUCUCGAUCGUCUGGACUAUCUAAUCAGCGUGGUCGAAUCAGGAUCACUGGCUGGUUCCAUAGCUUACGGUAGGGUUGGUCAGCCUACCAUUGACGCUAACGCACAUCCACAAAGCGACGAUACCAAGACAAACUCUGCAACAUGUGAUGUUGUACAGGACAAAGACAUGUCGAACCACGGUCAGGAGUACUUCGGCUCCAGCGAGGACAUUCUUGGGUGGCCAAUUUUCGAAGGCAACUACAAUCGCCACUGGGUCGAGGCACGCAUCUUCGAUCCUACAUUCGUGCGCGAUGAUCUACACGGAUCGCCUCACUCACCCAGAGUUAACGACGACUUCAUUCUGGACCAAUCUGAGGACCCGAGAUCGAGAUCGAAGAUGGGCCCUGGGGUACGCGAAGAAGAUGUUGCGCAUCUCGUCGAAGCGUUUCUCCUGAACGUCCAUGUGAAGAACCCAAUCUUUGAUCCAGAGUACUUGAGAAGGAUGGCCAGAACGGUGGCGGAAGAUGGAUUUGACUGGAAAGCAUCGAGCUGUCUUGUGCUUAUCGUAUGUGCACUCGCAGCCAUCUCCUCUCCUUUCUCCCGUCAACAGACGUGCGAUACAAGUACGUGUCAGGACCGUGCAGACAACAGCUUGUCCAACACUCCAGGAUACUACACGGCAGAGCUGUACUAUACUGCAUCGCGCAAGCGAAUCGGUCUCCUCGGAAAUAGCUUACUGGCAACGGAGUGCUAUUUCAUGGCUGGGGUGUAUGAGAUGUACUCCUUGCGGCCUCUGCAAGCCGCCACCUCUUUCAACCGGGCUUGCGUGACUUUCCAGGCUCUAACUCGGAUGAAUCCGGAAUACUCCAUCACUGAGUGUCAACUAGGCAAAGCUCGAGCGAGUCGACUGUACUGGUCGUGCCUGAAAUCUGAACACGAAACCUCAAUAGAGUUUCGGUUCCCAUCUUCUGGUCUCACCAAACUCAAUUACACAAGCCACUUCCCGCCACCGCCGCUAGCGACAACCACGCAGCAGUUGUAUCGCAUACAUACCGAGCUGCAGAUGAGUGCUGCAAACUCCGCAAGGGCGCAAGUCGAGCUUGAGAAAGGAUGGUACUACUAUCUGGCGGAUAUCGCAGCUCGCGGAAUACUGCAACGCGUGAUCAGAUCGUUCUACGCGACCAAUGAGUCUGCAUGGCUCGAUGCAUCCCUUCAGAGCAUACUGCAAACUGCCGAAGAGUUGGACAGGCAGCUGACAGAGUGGUACCGUACGCUGCCAGACGUAAUAGCUUUUGACAUCGGAGUCGCUGCUGACGAUGAGCUUGCAUAUCAUCUCCAGGCUCGAGCCUUCGAGAUCAAGGAGCGCAUAUAUCGCCCCUUCCUGUACCUCAUGAUCCACAAAAACAUCGAGGGUUCCGAUCGCGAUUUUCUUCGCCCGCUGGUGCAGUUGCAUGCUGCUACCUGUUGCAAACUGAUCCGGCAGUGGAACGUCCGGCAUCGCCAUCACGGCACAUGGCUGAUGGCGAGGCAGAGUUUCUCGUCGGCGCUGCUUCUCCUGGCCGCACGGAGGUCUGGCCUCCAUGAAAUCUCCAAGGAGCAACACGAAGAAAGCGUGCAAUUCUCACUUGCAACCCUGUGCUUCUGGGAAGAGGAGGCGCCGGAUCUCAAGGCUUCACUGCAGCGUGCCGUUGCGGAUGGUGCUGUUGACGUGGGUCUAAUUCGAGGAAUUGGGUUUGAUGCUACCUGCUCCCUUGCAGUCUUCGACUCGGAGACAGACGAGCCCAUAUCCGUGACGCCGCCAAACUUUGUUCGGGGGCCCAGUGCGCACAAUGUGAUGCUGUGGCUGGACCACAGAGCCGAGGAAGAAACGAAGAAAAUCAACUCCACCGCCCACAAUCUGUUACGAUACGUUGGCGGCACCAUGUCCAUCGAGAUGGAGAUGCCAAAGAUACUGUGGCUGAAGAACAACAUGCCAGAGCAGCUUUUUGAUCGUUGCAGUUUCUAUGACCUCACCGAUGCUCUAGGGCAUCUUGCGACCGGCAACGAGAAACGCAGCAACUGCAGCGCUGUGUGCAAGCAGGGUUAUAUUCCGAUUGGCGUCGAUGGAAGCACCACGGGAUGGCAGGAAGACUUUUUGAGGGAGAUUGGGCUCGCAAGUCUUGCUGAAGACGGGUUCAAGCGAGUUGGAGGGGUGCAUGGUAAGAAUGGCGACUACCUGUCGGCAGGCGAACUCGCAGGUCAUCUCUGCGAGCGCGCGGCAGAAGAACUUGGUCUUCCAGUUGGCAUUCCGGUCGGCAGUGGCGUCAUCGAUGCAUACGCCGGUUGGAUUGGCACUGUGGGUGCCAAGGUCGACGGCCUCCUCAAACACAACCCCGACCGCUCUACAGGGCCGAGCGACGUUCGACAGAGCUUUACACGCCUCGCUGCUGUUUCUGGAACUUCAACCUGCCAUCUUGUCAUGUCGUCCAACCCGGUUUUUGUUGAGGGCGUCUGGGGGCCAUAUAGAGACGCCAUCACGCGAGACACUUGGAUGGCAGAAGGUGGCCAAUCUGCGACUGGGAAACUCCUUCAACAUGUUCUGGAAACUCAUCCGGCUUACCAACAAGCGGCUCUGGAGGCGGAGUCAGCGGAGCUGGACAUCUUUGAAUUCCUCAAUCGCCACCUUUGCAACAUGCAAGCCAGCACCGCCGCACCUUCUAUCCCCUAUCUGGCCAGGCACUUUUUCUUCUAUGGGGACUUGUACGGGAACCGCUCUCCAGUCGCAGACUCCCGGAUGUCCGGCUGCAUCGUUGGUUUGACCGCGGAUGUGUCUAUCGACAGUCUCGCCAUCCAUUACUGUGGCACGAUGGAGUUUAUUGCGCUCCAGACGCGCCAAAUCGUCAUCAGGAUGAACGAGUCCGGCCAUGCGAUCAGGUCUAUCUUCAUGUCUGGCUCGCAGUGCAAGAACGAGCUGCUUGUGUCUCUGGUAGCGACGGCAUGCAGUAUGGCUGUCGUGAUCCCUCACUACACUAACGCAGCGGUCUGCCACGGCGCCGCCAUGUUAGGUGCCAAAGCAGCGACAGCAGGCGCAUGCGGCAAGACCGACGAUUUGUGGAGCAUCAUGCAAAGGAUGAGCAAGCCCGGAAGGGCUGUUUGGCCAAUCGAGGGGCAGGGAGUCAGGGAACUGCUAGACGUCAAGUACAAAGUCUUCCUUGAGCAGUGUGAUCGGCAGAGACAUUUUAGGCACAUGGUGGACGAUGUGUGUUGUCAAUGA